Lotus japonicus is the source of this 2169-nucleotide messenger RNA. Its product is annotated as serine/threonine-protein phosphatase 7 long form homolog. The transcript has 3 exons. Bases 733 to 2169 code for a protein of 478 amino acids. The record is from RefSeq and is a predicted model, not a curated record. NCBI's taxonomy places the organism in Eukaryota, Viridiplantae, Streptophyta, Magnoliopsida, Fabales, Fabaceae. Gene Ontology annotation, biological process: meristem development; meristem maintenance.
UUAGCUGUCUGGGGUAGUUUUCUUUUAGCAUUCGAGAGAUUCCAUGCGAAUCCUAAUAGGACAAACAACUUUUCCAGAACUGAAUGACAUGAAGUCAGGUUGACCAGGUACCAUUCGUAGGAAACCUUGCGAAUCCUAAUAAGACAAGGAGAAUCAGGUGCACCAGGAGAGAUUCUCCUCCUUCCCGAUGCAGUUUGACUGAGGAACAAGGGGCAUUCGCAACAAAGCUCGCGAAUGGCUGUCAUUGGAUGGGACGUAGCAGAGCUUGCAGGCAUGCAGAGGCAUGCAGAGGCUUUCGUAGCCUGCCACGCGAAUAGCUUGUCGGCCACGAUCAAAGCAUGCACAGGCAUUCGCACUUGACCUCGCGAAUGGCUUGUUGGCUAUGUUCUGCAUUUCUGGCGGUCUGAAACCCCUAUAAAAAGACCCCCAGAAAUGUUGAAGCCUCAUUUCUUUCAAGCCUCAUUUCUCAACUUCACCUCUCCAACUCUCUCAAUUCUCAACUUUCAAGCCUCAUUUCUGAACUCUCAAGUGAUAAGUUUGAUACCUCUCAAGCUCUACCUACCCUUAAACUCUCUCAAGUGUAAAAGUCUCUAUAUUGUUGGUAAUUAUUUCUAACUCUAUCUCUCAUUCUAACCUUUCAAAUAUUAUAGUUUAUCAUUUGUUUUUGAGUCUCAAACUUUCUUUGAUGCCUAAUUUUCGGUUGCAUGUUAUUACUUCAUGAAGGUUUUGUAAAUGGCGGAUGAAGCAGUGCUAAGUCUCGGUCCAAAAAAUCCGACGUUGUUGGUGAAACAAAACAAACAUGUGUCGGGAUAUGUUUGGAACCAAACAAGUAAGAAAGUCUUGAAGCUGAGAUUACCCCACAUUCCUUUGGAUGGUGUCCCUCCACAAAUCGAACAAUACGUUCGAUUGGCCGGAUUUUACGAGGUCGCUCUAUGUGGUUCUCUCAAACAAGACAAAGUGUUGAUAUCCGCAUUGGUGGAGCGUUGGCGGCCCGAGACGCACACCUUUCAUAUGCCGUUUGGAGAGUGCACCAUCACUCUUCAAGAUGUUGCCGUUCAGCUGGGACUAAAUAUUGAUGGGCAACCUGUUACCGGGGUGACAUGGUGUGACUGGUCUGAUCUCGUUACUCGUGCGCUAGGAGUCACUCCACCGCGACGUGCUAUUAGAGGAAGUUGUUUAAACAUGAGAUGGUUAAACCAGUGUUUUGAUUUUCAAAACCUAGGUGCACUUGGGCCGGCAGAAGCUGAAUUUGCUGCAAGAGCAUUCAUUUUGCGCUUGAUUGGCACUUUCUUAUUACCCGACCACUCGGGAUCACAUGUGCCUCUAAGAUAUCUACUACUAAUAGAGAAUUUAGCUCUGGCCUCCACGUACAGUUGGGGUUCGGCUGUGCUUGCAACUCUCUAUCAUGAGUUAUGCCAUGCAACCGGUUAUGAACGACAAGAAAUCGGUGGUUGUACUUAUUUGCUCCAAAUCUGGGCUUGGGAAAGGAUUCCAAUGACUGCCCCUGAAAUCAUACCGAUAUUGCAAAUCGGCUGCCCCAUCGCAGGAAGGUGGGGAAGAAACCCAAAUCGUGUUGACGUUGGUCGUCAAACGAAUCAAAUUGAUUUGUGGCGGAUCAAGCUCGACGAACUGAGAGCUGAAGACUUUGUCUGGAGGCCAUACCCAGAUCAUGUUAUAAAUUCGCUACCGGAACGGUGUUGGCAAAGUAUGCACUUGUGGAGAUCAGUUGUGCCAAUGAUAUGCUACACCUUUGUUGAGUGGCACCAACCGGAUAGAGUCUUGCAACAGUUUGGCAUGUUUCAGGGGGUACCUGACCCACCAUAUCAAAUUGAUAAACUGCAUGACAUAACUUUGGCGGGGAAGGAACAGGAAGAUUGGGUUACAGCCAUGAUGCCCUUUAUACAGGUGUGGGGGCAAAGACACCAAAGGAUAGUUCAGCAACCCGUGGUUAAUACGUUAGCUGGCCCUAACGACCGUUACAUGAAGUGGUACGCCCAACAUUCCAUUCGUUGGCUGACGCGUCAGAGUUCGACAACAGGGCAAAUUGUAAUGACGGGAUCACAUGUGCCUCUAAGAUAUCUACUACCCCAGACAGCUAAUUUUGUUUUUUUUCACCCCCUUUCUCCAAUUAAUAUUUUCUUUCACGCCAUUCAGAAAAAAAAGCCUUAA